ACGAGGGUUGCCGGAUCCCGAGAUGCGUUACCCGUGGAAGGGAGCCAUCACGUGGGUGCUGGGGAUUGAACCGUGGUCCUCUGGAAGAACAGAUAGUUCGCUUCACUGCUGAGCCACCUCCACCCUGGGAAGUCCCUAAACCUCGACUAUUUUUCUAAAAUCCCAGCACUCAGGAAAAUUAUGCCUUGGUGCUAUAUAUAAGAAGCACGCAGAGGUCCUAGAAGAUUCUUCGUGACUUGGCAGUUGAGGCAGGGUUGUAAAAAAAAAAAAAAGAAGAAGAAGAGCUCUGAGAAAAUGACUUAAGUUUUUCUAUAAUCUGCGCUGCUCUCCUACCCCGACAGCCUCGCUAACACCUCUGGAGGCAACGCCACCCGGAGAGAAUAUAAGGGGCAGGCUGUAAAGAGGCACGCCCACAGACCAAUCAGAGUGCAGCAUUCAAUCAGGCCACCUGGUAGGCAGCCAAUAGGAAUGCAGUGGGCUCUAUAAAAGCCGUGCUCACAAGCCAUUUUGCACCCUCGAAGGAGCAGGGAAGGAAGGCGCUUCAGCAGGAUGGCACGCACCAAGCAGACCGCGCGGAAGUCGACGGGAGGCAAGGCUCCACGCAAGCAGUUGGCCACGAAGGUGGCUCGCAAGAGUGCACCGGCCACUGGUGGCGUGAAGAAGCCGCACCGGUACCACCCUGGUACGGUGGCGCUGCGUGAGAUCCGCCGCUACCAGAAGUCGACAGAGCUGCUGAUCCGCAAGCUGCCGUUCCAGCGCUUGGUGCGUGAGAUCGCCCAGGACUUCAAGACGGACCUGCGCUUCCAGAGCUCGGCCGUGAUGGCGCUGCAGGAGGCCUGCGAGUCCUACCUCGUGGGGCUCUUCGAAGACACCAACCUGUGCGCCAUCCACGCCAAGCGGGUGACCAUCAUGCCGAAGGACAUCCAGCUGGCUCGUCGCAUCCGCGGAGAGCGGGCCUAGACCUCACAGGCUCCUCAUCCUUGCGCUGCCACCGACCCAACGGCUCUUUUCAGAGCCACCCACUAAGUCUGAAGAAGUGGUUGUAACCUUCCAGAUCCCAUCUCAUGCCCCCUUGGUGUACGGGACAGGUUGGCUGGGAAGCCGAGGGAACGUGCAGGGAUCGGACUAGUCGGGCUUAGCCGCGAACCCUUACCUGUUAACCUGCUUGGUCUGCAGUUCUGUCCCCGGUUUAACUAGGCCUUCACUUAAAAGGUGUAGUAGCCUGAAUAUAGCACAAAGUUGUGGGAACUGAGUCCAGCUUCCGCAGGCAGCAAAUACACUGCCACCACCAUGGUGUGUGUUUGCAUGGCGUGCUGACUGGAAGUCUGCAUUAACUCAUCCAGUUGUGUUAGCUGUGCAUUAUUUGGAUGAGGUUUAAGAGGCUGCUGGCUACUCCUCUGCGUCUAAAGUUAGCCUUUCUCCUGUGAUGGAAAGCACUUCGUGCUUUAUUAAACUCUAGUCUGUGUUAACUUUGCCCAUCUUUAGGACGGCUAAGAAAAGUUUCCAGGGACACAUCCAGAGGAUCCUGUGUUGUAUAGACUCCAAAUUUCCAUUUAGGCGAGGGAAGUCCAGCUAUUGUGUUGACUGGGCCUAAGUAGUAAGCAAUAGGAACCUCUAGUCCAGAAGUCCAAGAAGGUGUUUUGCCCUGAAAUUUUAUUCUCUGGGUGUCACUAACCUUGAUUUCUCAUAUGCCUAGUACUGAGUAACAGGCUUCUGAAUCAUACAAAGAGCUGAUGGUGUCCUGGAGAUGAUAGGCAUCUGGAAACUAACCAGCCUGUGCAGAACUUAAACUGGGAAGAACCUAAUUCAACUGCAUAGUGGAGGCCUGAAGGGUAAAUAGCAUGAAUAUAUGGCUGUGAGGUUAUUACAAAAAAAACUUUACUUUUUAUAGUGAUCUUUAUAUAGAGAACUUUAUAUAGUGAGAUCACUUAUUAAUGUCUUUGUUAAAUACAUAACCAAGGACUAGUGUUGGAAUAUGAUUAUGUUCCAUUUUGUGGCCCAUUGAUUUCGAAGUGCUUAGUGCACUAUGUUUUGGCAUCGAUGGUAAAAAGUACUCCUAGCAAGGGGUAUGCAUGAGAUAUUAGUAUGCAUCUGAAGAGUUCUGAAACCCAUUAGGUCUCAUUUACUCAAAACUUAAAGGCACCACGAAUUUAGUUUUCGGUACUGGAGGACGUAUAAAUUUUAAGAUGUGAGUUAAUGGCUGAUGAUCCCUGGAGAGCCAUCCAAAAAGUUUAGAAUGCUCAGGGACAGCUGUCCCUUUCUCUCAAAUCAUCUGUACACCUAAUGCUAUUUAAUAUAUGUAUAUAUAUAUAGUCUGGAGCUGAGGAGAGAGCUCGGUGGGUACAGUGCUUGCUACUUAAGCAUGGAGCCCUGAUUUUGAUUCCCAGGUCCCAGAUAAAAAGCCGCAUGCUGGGGACACAGAGCCCUGGGGCUUGAUGGUCCUCAACUUAGUCUACUUGGCAAUUGAAAUCCAGUUAGAGACCCUGCCAAAAAAGAAAGAUAAAGUGGGGUUAUACAGACGGCAGUUAAGAUGCUUGCUGCUCCUCCAAAGCCCUAGAGUUUGUUUCCCAGCACCCAUCUAGGGUGGCUCCUCAUCGCCUGUAACUCCAGCUCCAGGGAAUCCGACACUGUCCUCUGGCCUCUGAAAGCACCCACAUACAUGUACACAAGUGUACUAGCAAGUGUGCACAUGCAAACAAUAAUAAAAAUUAAAAGGUGCAAGGCUCCCAUGGAACAAUAUCCAAGGUAGGCUUCUAAAUUCCACGUCUUCUAAAUUCACCAACACAUAAAAAUAAAAUACGUAAGUAUGCACGUGCGUGCAUGUGUGUGUGUGUGUGUGUGUGUGUGUGUGUGUGUGUUUGCUCUCUCAAUAUAUAUAAAGUUACUUUUUCUGAUUUGUGAGCCCCAGGGAUAGGCUGUCAGGCACUCUAGGAAUGGAACUGCCCAUUGACUAAGCCACAUCUGGAAACUUCUAGAACUUUAGUAGAGUAGCAGAAAGAAUCUUGGGACUCCUUGUGAGCCUCACCCUCUAGCCAGCCCCACCACCCUUACUGUUUAGUGGCAGGCUUCCCCAGAGCACACACAGUUGACCUCCAAGGACCAUCUGCAUAAAAUGCUUCUCUGGACCUGGUCAGAUAUCACAAUCUAAUUGUGCUGGCAUGAAAAAUCACUUGAGAUGUGGUACCCAGGAUACACUGAGCACUCACAGUGUUCCCCUGCCUUUGGGGGUCUUCGGGGCUGAACUCAACAUUCACAUGAGCACUGGGAAGGCCUUUUCGAAUUCAAAACAAGAGAAUCUACGGACUUGCUGUACCUGUAAGUACAGUGGAAAUUAUGAGACUCUGGAGCCAUUGGUCACGAGGGAAACUGUCCUGCAGAGAAAGACAGGUGAUCACCAACUUGGGUAGUGAGGCGCUGGACUGGCCUCAGAUCAGCCAGUUACUGGGGACCAUGGCUGCCCUGUUCCGGAGACCCCAUUUUGUAAUGUGUCCUAUCCCAACCAGAUGUGUGGAAAUAGACUCAGAUUAGUUGCGUGGCUUGCUUGAGAUGCACAGCGUCGUCUAGAGUCAGGUAGAGAAUGCUGAAGUCCGAUGCUUUUCCCUCCAACCUCCUGUAAGUUAAUAACACAGAAAAAGACUCCAGAGAAAAAAUUCCAUGUGCUUGCAAAUGGCACAAUGCAGGUUGGACCCAGAGUGUGUUAUCUGGACCUGGUGUAUCCUGUGCUGUAUCAAGACAACCUCAGCAACUUCUGCCUUUUCUUCAAGCCCCUCUUCCUCUCUUGGUCUAGGGAAAGCUCUAGAGUGGUCUGUGUGGCAGUCUCUUCUAAGAGCC
Molecule: messenger RNA, 3831 nt
Organism: Peromyscus leucopus (white-footed mouse)
Lineage: Eukaryota; Metazoa; Chordata; Mammalia; Rodentia; Cricetidae
Product: histone H3.1-like
Exons: 2
Coding region: 550-960 (136 amino acids)
Cellular component (GO): nucleosome
Molecular function (GO): structural constituent of chromatin; protein heterodimerization activity; DNA binding
Source: RefSeq, a predicted model, not a curated record